Molecule: messenger RNA, 1728 nt
Organism: Otolemur garnettii (small-eared galago)
Lineage: Eukaryota; Metazoa; Chordata; Mammalia; Primates; Galagidae
Gene: LURAP1L
Product: leucine rich adaptor protein 1 like
Exons: 2
Coding region: 674-1360 (228 amino acids)
Biological process (GO): positive regulation of canonical NF-kappaB signal transduction
Source: RefSeq, a predicted model, not a curated record
AAUGAUUUGGAUCAAACAGCCUAAAUGCGAAGAAGGGCAUUCCUGCUGCCUCAAGGAAGCCGUUAAACUCCUGCUAAGCUAACUCUGUUUUUAUGCGUCUGUGCACAGGACCGAAUUCUUCCUUCACUGACCAAAGAUUAUUUCUGACAAUUCAGGAUCACUGGAAAGCUGGAGACAUAUGGCUGGAAAAUGAAACGACCCAGGACAUCGUUAUUUUGUGUCGCCUGCUACCAGAUGGGCAGUCCGUGAACGGCGCAGGGAUGCGAACCGACAGUUUUAUAAUGUAAAAACCGCCCCUCCCCCCAUAAAGCUAAAACAUUUCAUUUCUCCCUCUUUGGGUCUAAAGUACUUGCUUUUCCCUCCUCUCUGCAAUAUCAAUUAACUCAACUUUGCGGUGAGGUGGCCAAAAAGAAAGAGAAUGAGGCGAUCCUGAUAAUAUUAGCAGUGUCGGAGGAGCCGCAGCGGUCGGGGGACUGCGGCCCGUGACCGCCGCGUCCUGCGCGGAUUUCAGCGCUGAGACCGCGCUGGCGGUAAUGGAGCGGACGGUGCACUCCAUCCGCCGAGGAUAGAGACCCGGGCGCCGGGAGGGGUCUGCUGAUCUCGCGGCAGCCUUCGAGGCCGUGCCUGCCUCACCGCUGCGUUUUAUUACCAUUUUCACCGUUUUCCAGAAGUCAUGGAAGACAGCCUGCUGCCAGACCUCAGGGACAUCGAGCUGAAGCUGGGGCGCAAAGUACCCGAGAGCCUAGUGCGCUCGCUCCGUGGGGAGGAGGCGGUUCCCCUGGAAAAGAACAGGGACCCCUGCGGGGGGAGCAGCGGCGACGGCGACGGCGGCGGCGGCUGCAGUAGCAGCAGCAGCGCCUGCAGCUUCCCUCCCUCCCUGUCGUCCUCCUCGUCGUCCUCCCCAACCUCUGGCUCCCCACGACGUAGCCACUCCAGCGCCCUGGAGAGGCUGGAAACCAAGCUUCACCUCCUCAAGCAGGAGAUGGUUAACCUCAGAGCCACAGACGUCAGGCUCAUGCGCCAGUUGCUGGUUAUCAACGAGAGCAUCGAGUCCAUCAAGUGGAUGAUUGAAGAGAAAGCCACCAUCACCAGCAGAGGCAGCAGUCUCAGCGGCAGUUUGUGCAGCUUGCUGGAGAGUCAGAGCACCUCCUUACGCGGCAGCUACAGCAGCCUGCACGACGGCAGUGAUGGGCUGGAUGGCAUCUCUGUGGGAAGCUAUCUGGACACUUUGGCCGACGAUGUCCCAGGCCAUCAGACCCCAUCGGACUUGGACCAGUUCAGCGACAGUUCCAUAAUAGAGGACUCUCAGACCCUGCACAAGCGUCCCAAAUUGGACUCUGACUACUACUGCUUUGGCUGAUUACCCAGUUUUUUGCAUGGGACUGGUGUGCAAUUAACUUGUAUUUAUCCUUCUUCUCCGCUGCUAUAUUUUUGGUGUGAUUUUUUUUUUUAAAUAAGACAACCUUUCUAAAAGAAGCUUAUUUUGAAAUUGCUUAAUGGUGUUUCUGUUGCUCCUAAUACUUCUCAUGUGAACUGAUUUUGCUCUGUUACAUCUCUAUUUUUAUUUAUUAUGAUGAUUUUUCUCCCUUCUUUUACAAUGGCACAAAUAGAGUAGGGGGAAAAGAAUAAGCAAUAAUUAUGUCUUUGCUUUUGUUUUCAGAGCAAGGGGUCAGGGAUUACAAAACUACUUUGCUAAAAUUUUACAAUAAACCAAAGUCUGAUAACAGU